AUUAAAGGCAGCUGUGGCGACCCAACCUCAAUUAAAUACAGUGACACAAAAUGUUUCAAACUUAUUGACCAUUACCUAACCUGGAAUCAGGCGUUGGAAGAAUGUAGAAAUAUGGCCGGUCAAGGUUGCCGCUUGGCCACUAUAAAUUCCGCAUCUGAGCAAGAUUUUAUAAGCAACCUUCUUUUCAAUUCAUCCUCCGUCGUCAACAAUGUUUGGAUUGGGGCAACAAGAAACACUGAGGCUGGUCGCCCCGAAGAAUUUAUAUGGGUUGAUGGUAAAAUCGUGUCCACCUAUGCAAACUGGGUACCUGGCUCCCCAUCCGCGACGAUUGGUCGGAAUUGUGUCCAACUACAAUCCGGUUGGACCAUGGCGGCUGAUACGCCAGGAUUGUGGAAAGAUGUAAAUUGUGAAGCGGGAAACUGGGCGGUUUGCGAAUCUUUUCAAGUUUGGAGUCCUUAUGAGACACAAUUGGCAAUAAUUGAGUUGAGAAGAGCGCUCAAUGAACUAAGGGACAACCCGGUUCCCGUCGGAUACAUUUAUGUCCAACUACCCAACCAGCCCGCGCCAACAGCUACAUGGCCACAAGUCGGGUGGGGGGAUGUUACGGCAACUUAUGCCGGUCUAUUUUUCCGGGCGGAAGGAAGCGGGUCUGCUGCAUUUGGAAAAAAUCAAGGUGACGCGACUAGACAGCUUGCCGCAGUCGAGUACACACGAUACAAUUGGGAUGACCGAAAACCGCAUUACUUAGAACUUCCUCAGACCGGAUGGAGUCCAUGGUGGCGAUCUGGGUAUGACGAUACUUUAAAUGAUGGAUUUUAUUUGUAUCAAUCGGCCCGAUUUCUGCAUAGUAAUGUAGAAGUGCGCCCAAAAAAUACCGCGGUUCGUAUUUGGCGACGCGUGGCGUGAAAUCGGUUCACACAAGUAUUACAGAAACAUGUAUAUCACAAAAUGUGCCGAAUUUCUGAAUAAAUGCGAAUUAUCGUGAAAUUGUUGCAUGUACAUAUUUGCAUUAUAAAUAAAUUCUAAAAAGAUAAUAUAAUCUUA
Messenger RNA from Folsomia candida, 1044 nucleotides. RefSeq lists its product as uncharacterized. The record is from RefSeq and is a predicted model, not a curated record. Gene Ontology annotation, molecular function: signaling receptor activity. NCBI's taxonomy places the organism in Eukaryota, Metazoa, Arthropoda, Collembola, Entomobryomorpha, Isotomidae. Bases 112 to 906 code for a protein of 264 amino acids. The transcript is spliced from 2 exons.